Rhododendron vialii is the source of this 857-nucleotide messenger RNA. Its product is annotated as LOB domain-containing protein 12. The coding region runs from base 205 to 753 and encodes 182 amino acids. The transcript is spliced from 2 exons. The record is from RefSeq and is a predicted model, not a curated record. Lineage: Eukaryota; Viridiplantae; Streptophyta; Magnoliopsida; Ericales; Ericaceae.
AAUGCUUGGAUGGCUAACCACUCCCCGACCAAUAUAAAUAGCCUUACGUGCCAAGCUCAUUUGUCUUCAACACUCUACUUGGUCUUGUUUGUAGAUUUGUUCUCUCUCCUAAGUUUUUUUCCCCCCUCUUAAUUUGCACCCAAAACAAGUUCCCCCUCCUCCUUCCGGCCCCUUCCCUUUUACGGUUUGAUCUUUGACCCUAAAAUGGGCGGAAGUUCACCGUGCGCCUCCUGCAAGUUGUUGCGCCGCCGCUGCGCAAAGGACUGCGUCUUUGCCCCUUACUUCCCUCCGGAUGACCCCCACAAGUUUGCCAUUGUUCACAAGGUCUUUGGCGCUAGCAAUGUCAGCAAGAUGUUGCAGGAGCUUCCGCUGCACCAGAGAUCAGACGCGGUGAGCAGUUUAGUAUUCGAAGCGAACGCGAGAUUGCGGGACCCGGUGUACGGAUGCGUGGGAGCCAUAUCUUUCCUACAGAAUCAGGUGUCGCAGCUGCAGAUGCAGCUCACGGUUGCUCAGGCGGAGAUCCUGUGCAUUCAGAUGCAACAGAAUGAGCCCGGUUUAAUGCCGACGACCCAGAUAUCGAUGAACGAUUCCGACGAGAGAUCAGUUCUCUUGUCCAGCAACAGCACUAGUACCAGUAACUUGAUCAUGAUGAGUAACCAGCAGUUUCCGCAGUACCUGGGGUUUGCUAAUUCUUCUCCUGCUAGCAGUGUAAUAGUCCAAGAUCCCCGGAAGAGAGAGUCUCUUUGGACAUGAUCAUCAUCUCGUUCAUCCUUUUUCAGUGAAAGUAGUGAUCCAAUGUUGUAAGGAGCAACUCUUUUUGAUUAGGAGACCUUUUUGCUAAUCCCUAAUUAAAGUGC